Alternaria metachromatica is the source of this 2589-nucleotide messenger RNA. RefSeq lists its product as uncharacterized. The record is from RefSeq and is a predicted model, not a curated record. Lineage: Eukaryota; Fungi; Ascomycota; Dothideomycetes; Pleosporales; Pleosporaceae. The coding region runs from base 1 to 2589 and encodes 862 amino acids. The transcript has 3 exons.
AUGCCUUCACUAAAGGACCUCAAUUGCGCCAUCGAGCUAUCCGGGAGUCAACAAGCAUUGCGAGAGUUUGGCACCAUAUACGGUGAUGGCUUCGUAGAGACCUUCGUCCCCGUACCCAAUAAACCACAGUCUUUCUCCAUCCACCUCACUUCCAACAAGUUCAUCGCUCCAGGCGUCGCCAUCUUCGUCUACGUCGACGGUGUUUACCAGUGCAACCGCAAUAGGCAGGACUUGAAGCUACGGAAGCCUUCCGAUAGUCGCUCUCUUGUCGACUUUCGCGUAAGGCAGAAGGAAGAAAGGCAAAAAGAUGGAUCGAUGAUUGCGAGGGAGUGGGCUUUUGAUAAACUCAACAUUGGUUUCCAGUACGGCAGCGGUCCUAUCCCGCGUGACGGAGAACCAUAUAACACGCAUCCUCCUCAUGUCGGAGCGGUGCAACCUCCUACUGUGGAUCCAAUGUGGUUGAACAAUCUUCUUACGACAGCAGUCAAGCAAGGAGUGGAAGAGUCGCGACGAAUGGACACACAAUCAGAAGGACAGGCGAAGUACAAGGAAACACAUUUUGAUGCAAAGUCUGCAAGUCAGCCACCAGGAGCGUGGCCUGAAUCUCCAUUCGAUGCUCCAACACAACCACAUCAACACAUAGAGCAGCCGGUUUUCUCCUCGCGCGAUCACCAGAGCGAACACGGUUCAAACUGGGCCAAGUCGCAGGCUGGCUGGGGCGAACGACCUCCACAAAGUAGAGCAGGGACCCAUGUUACCUGGAACGCUGAGCCCGCUUUGGAGACCGACUCCUCCAGUGUCUGCGAAUGGAACGUGCGGGAAGACACCCCAUCCGACGCCUGGGACACUGGAGAUACUUGGCCGACCGACAAGGCAGCUGAAUGGGACGCCUCCAGCCAACAAGGAAAACUUUGGUAUUCCCAUCGUCACCCGUCUUCGAGACCUGCGGAUGAAGUUACAGCCGCUGCGCCUGCGCCAUCGGUCAUCACGCGAAUGACACCGACAGUUAUGAAUGCGCCUCCUUCUGUCGCCCCGGAACAAGUACAAUCACGACAGCCCAGUGCUUACGCUAACCCACCUGCUUCGGUUAUACCUACCCCAGAGUGGGGAGCUGCUGUUCACGAGGCUAUGAGGAAGCCUAGCAACGUUCCGAGCAACACGUUCCCAGCCCCAUAUGCACUGUCGAUGAAGGACUUUGUUCAGAGUACAGCUGGUGAAAAACUAGGAGGCAAUCGACCACCUUCGCUUGCGUCUUGGGGUAACGACAAGAACGAUCACACUGAAAAACUUUCUUGGGGCAAGGCAACUGAGAAGAAUCUCGGCUGGGGCAAGGAUACUGAGAACGGUUGGCAAGAAAAGAACCUCAAGGAGAACGAUAAGAAGGGUUGGUACUCAACCGAUGAAGAUCAAACUGCAGGCUGGAACGAUACAGAUGACAACAAGAAGAUCCAGGCGGACAGUGACUGGAAUAGGAAAGACAACGGUUGGGGUAAUCCCCCAUCAUCUCCAAAACAAGAGCGAGUCGACAAGAUGAAUGACUGGGCCGGCCUCAAAUCCGCCUUGACAUCCGCUUUUGCCAACCCAGCAGUACCAGCACCAGCACCAGCACCAGCACCAGAAGACGCCUGGCCAACCCAAUCAUGGAGCUUUCCCGCCGACAACCCCGUACAGCCCACUGUUCAACAGCCAACACCUACACCCUACGCGUCCGCGCCCGCUCCAGCGCCACCCGAAACCGCGAAACCGAACGCACCCACCCACCGCAUGAGCAACAAAACCCUCUCUCGAUACCGACCCAAUCACAACUUCCCCUCCCGCAUCCAUCCCAAACCCACGCCAAACUUCGCCGCUCAACCACACUGGCAGUUCCCUCCUCCUCCUUCUACCUCUACACUCAAAACCCCGAUCCACGCCUCCUCCUCAAACAAUACAUACAUCGCGCCCGCCGAACCGCGCCUCACCAUCAGCAAAUCCACAUCCAGCACAAAAGGUAUCGAACACGCCGUGCGCGCAGGCAAAGCGACGGAGUACGGUCAUGUUGUCGGACGACCUGAGUAUCUAGAUCGUUUGGAGAAGCCGUAUGCGGUGUUUCGGUUUAAGUAUCGGAGUGAGGGGGUGUUGAAGGGGUUGGGUGUACUUGGGGAGGGUGGUGUGGAUGGCAGUGGUGGGGAGAUAGAGAAGGAGAUGGAGAAAGCAGAGAAGUUGAAGAGCGUGCCGCAGGAGGAACUCAUUGCGAAGAUGUUGGCAUUGGAGCGGAAGUCGAAGGGUAAAGAUAGUGGAGAGGGUACUACUGGUGGUGGGAAGGAGAGGAAGCACAGUAAGAAGAGUGAUGAGAAAGACAAGGAGAAACAGAAGUCGAAGCAGAGGAGGUCAAGUGUGAAAACGGAGGCGCGUGGCGAUGGCCGGGUGAAGAACUUUACUGAGCAGUGGGUUGAGCGGCAUUCGAGAGAUCCGAGUGUGAAGGCGAAGAGUGCGGCUGUUAAGGAAGUAGGCUGGGAGGGGGAUAAUCAGAGGAAAAGCAAGGAAGCGGUGGGAUGGUGGGGACAGGAUGUGAAUGAGGGAUGGGGAGGUGGAGAUGUGACAUGGUAG